This is a messenger RNA of Gallus gallus (chicken), 4048 nucleotides long. RefSeq names its product solute carrier family 7 member 11 (gene SLC7A11). The record is from RefSeq and is a predicted model, not a curated record. Gene Ontology annotation, cellular component: membrane. Gene Ontology annotation, biological process: amino acid transmembrane transport. Bases 218 to 1723 code for a protein of 501 amino acids. NCBI's taxonomy places the organism in Eukaryota, Metazoa, Chordata, Aves, Galliformes, Phasianidae. The transcript has 12 exons. Gene Ontology annotation, molecular function: L-amino acid transmembrane transporter activity.
GGUUCCCAACGAUAGGGCAGUGCCCGUGGGCAGGGUGAGGGUGCAGGUGCUGCGAGCGCUGGCAGGCAGCGGGGCAGAGCAGAGUUCUACCUGCACGUAGGAGCAACCCCGCCGAUAAGAGGCGGCGGAGGAAGAGGCUGAGAGAGGAAAAAGCCUUGAGUUGCUGCUGGGAACUUUUUGGCUGCGCUCGCCAUCGGCGCGCUGGUGGCACGGUAGCAUGGUGAGGAAAGCUGCUGUCGUGACGGUGCCUAAUGGGAGCUACUUGCAGGGGCAGCCGAACGGCAGGUUGCCCUCCAUGGACAGCAGGCAGCCACAAGAGAAGGUGGUGCUGAAGAAGAAAGUCACGCUGCUGAGGGGGAUCUCCAUCAUCAUUGGCACUAUCAUUGGGGCUGGCAUCUUCAUCUCACCCAAGGGGAUCCUGAAGAACACGGGCAGUGUGGGCAUGUCCUUGAUAGUCUGGACAGCAUGCGGCAUCCUCUCACUCUUCGGUGCCCUCUGCUAUGCUGAGCUGGGAACGUGCAUUAAGAAAUCUGGCGGUCACUACACAUAUAUCCUGGAGGCCUUUGGCCCACUGCCUGCUUUUGUGAGAGUCUGGGUGGAACUGCUGGUUAUUCGCCCUGCUGCCACAGCAGUGAUAUCUUUGGCAUUUGGACGCUACAUUUUGGAACCCUUCUUUAUGCAGUGUGAAAUCCCAGAACUUGCGAUUAAACUUAUUACAGCUGUUGGCAUCACGCUAGUGAUGGUCCUGAAUAGCACAAGUGUCAGCUGGAGUGCCCGCAUUCAGAUUUUCCUUACCUUUUGCAAGCUUGUAGCAAUUCUGAUAAUUAUAGUCCCCGGAGUUAUCCAGCUAAUUAAAGGAGAAACACAGCACUUUAAAAAUGCCUUUUCAGGGAAUGAUGCCAGUAUUAUGGGAUUACCACUUGCUUUCUAUUCAGGAAUGUACGCCUAUUCGGGCUGGUUUUACCUCAAUUUUGUUACCGAAGAAGUGGAAAACCCUGAAAAAAACAUACCCCUCGCAAUAUGCAUUUCAAUGAUUAUCGUCACAGUUGGCUAUGUGUUAACAAACGUGGCUUAUUUCACUACAAUCAGUGCUGGGGAAUUGCUGCUUUCAAAAGCUGUAGCAGUGACCUUUGCUGAACGAUUAAUGGGAAGCUUUUCUUUGGCUGUACCGGUGUUUGUUGCUCUCUCCUGCUUUGGGUCUAUGAAUGGUGGCAUUUUUGCAGUCUCCAGGAUGUUCUUCGUUGCCUCCCGUGAGGGUCACCUUCCGGAAAUUCUCUCCAUGAUUCAUGUCCGCAAGCACACUCCUCUGCCAGCUGUCAUUGUUUUGCACCCUCUCACAAUGAUAAUGUUAUUCAGUGGAGAUCUCUACAGCCUCCUGAAUUUCCUCAGUUUUGCCAGGUGGCUUUUUAUUGGACUGGUAGUUGCUGGCUUGAUUUAUCUCAGAUAUAAACGUCCUGAUAUGCCUCGUCCUUUCAAGGUGCCUCUAUUUAUUCCAGCAUUGUUUUCCUUCACCUGCCUCUUCAUGGUUGCACUGUCACUUUACUCCGAUCCAGUCAAUACAGGGAUUGGAUUCGCAAUAACCCUGACUGGAGUUCCUGCCUACUACCUCUUUAUUGUAUGGGACAAGAAACCAAAGUGGUUCAGAAAGCUCUUAGACACUGUAACUGAAGCAUUGCAAAUCCUCUUAGAAGUUGUCCCGUCAGAGGAGGACCAGAAAUCAUGAUCUGCAUCUACCAGAAAAUGCAGCCUUUGGCUUGAUGUUUCAUUUCAACCUGAGGAAUAGCAUGCGGAGAUGUCUUCCUCCUCCUAGUGCUCUGCAAAAUGGAAGAACAAAUCACAGUUGAGAUGGAUACUGAGUGUGUCAGUUACCAGAACUGUAUUUUAUGAUGUUGCAAUUUUUUUUUAAUGUGGUUGGUUUAUAUGUAGAGAGCAAGAACUUAUGCCAUAAGGGCUCUUUACUAUUUUUUGUUAGUGUUGUGUUUUAAGGAAACAUAGGUUCUUCAAACAAGGAUUUUUGUUGCAUUGUCACUGAAAAUAAGUCUAAGCAUUGUGUAAGUAAUAGUCAGGUGUACUGUGAAGAACGUAUCCUACUUGCUGUCGUGAAGAUCCUAUUCUCACUAGGGAAAGGGGAAGAUAAAGCUGCUGAGUAUCACUUAAUAAUGAUCUUCUUCUGCCUCUAUUUAGCAGCCCUAAUUUACUUAUUUCUUGUUUGGAGCACCAGUGCAUUGAUGAACAAAUACAGUGGUUUCUACUGUGUUUGUGGUAGCAAGAUCAGUGUACAGUAUAACAUAUAAAAGCAUCUUCUGAGAAUUAGUAUUUCUACCAGCGGGACAGGUAGAUUUUAGCCUAGGGGCAGUAAUUUCAUACGUGUUCAAGUUUCUACCAGUCAGGAAAUUAUGACUAUUUUUGCCAACAUUUAUUUGUCUAUGUGUGUAUGGGAAAUAUAGCAACAGAGUAAUUACCUUCAAAUCUGUAUUUGAAUCUGAUCUCCAUUGGUAUAUGAAUAUUUUCUAUCUGGAAGCAUACAAACCUGCAUUUAUCAGUCAGGCAAACAUGAUUUUAAAGUUUUAGAUAAUUACUUGUGGGCAGCAAAUGAAUAAUGGUCACUGGUUUUAUAAUCUGUGGGAAUUUUGUAUAGACACGGCAAUAAAUGCAAUACUGUUUUAUGAGUAAGGUGUAAGGCAAGCUACAGCAGAUCUGUUGAUUUGAGUUGGGAACACACCUAAUCUGUGGGUUUUUUAUUCAAGCACACUCCAAUUAAUUGGGCUUUGAAACACCCAGGAACAGGUGCUCUGCCAUCUUCUUCUUGGUUUUAUCUCAGCUGAAACAGAGAAAAACUAUCAAAACUGAUAAAAUCAAACUAGAUUGAAGUUUCACCUUCAGAAUGACGUUUGAUCUGAGAGUUGGCUCAAAUAUGAGCUGAAAUUUUGCCCUUAAAAAAAAAUGUAGAUAAGGAAUUUUUUAACACUUAAAAAUUCAGUUUUAUAUGAUUAAUCAGAGACUACUCAACCUUAAGACUAAGGUUUGUUAUCACUCUGCUAAGAAUAUAAUGCUUAAAUAUUGAAUGCACUACUUUUUGAGCUGUUUGCUAUUAGCAAAUUGUACGUUUCAUGAAAACUUUUAUGAAACUAAGCAACAUUAGACUUCCUAAAUAGGGAAGAAAGCACAACUAAUUGCCAGACCACUACAGUAAAGGGAGACUGUAUUUUGUACAUGUGUUGUAUAUAUUCAGAAUAUUUACCAUUUUAAGGGUGUACAGUAAAAUAUCUUAAAAUUCCUAAAUGUUUUUCUUUCUUGUACUUCUAUAGUGGAAUUUCGUAGAAAUAGGGAAAUGGGAAUAACAAGAGUGGUAAUUUAAGAGAGAGAGCAUUCUCCAAACUAUUUUUACUUUAAAUAUUUGCUGUUUACGGUAACUUAAAGUGUUAUUUGAAACUUUUUAGGCAAACAUUUUGAGCUAGAUUUUUGUGUUGACAGUGCAUGUGUUUAGUUGGGAUUUACACAUGGGGCAGAAGUGUGCUUUUGAGGCCACCUCUUGCCCAUCCCAGUCCCCCACGUUUUGGCCUGUGUCAGCCUGGAGCACCUUAGGUGUACGCCAUCUCCAUCCAUUUCUUGUGGAACCAAAGGCUUUUUGCCUCCCGGGAGCAGGGCUAUCACACUCCUUGCUUGUAGAAUCCCACCAGAGCAAAGCCUCCUCCACGCUGAUACUUUGGGCAGCAGGGCUUCCACAUCAGCUGUUUAACUCCGUGUAUUCACUCCUAUUGUGCCGUAUUACUUGAAAAAUUAGACAUAGCCAGUGUUAUUUUGUAGAAAUAAAUGGCUCUGUAAGUAUAACUGAAUGUUACUUUAUUUCUGUUGUUUUUGCCAUCGUGGACUUUAAAGUUUAGGAAUGUUUCUGAAGUCUGACCCAAUGACUGUAUUUUACUGUAUUCUCUGUUCAUGUAAGGGCUUAAUUUGUCCUGAGAGAGCUCCUUUGACUCAUUGUGAAGAUGUAUAUUUUGGGAGAAAAAAUGUUACCUGCAAAAUAAAAAACCUAAUUUUUUUUUGAAAA